GUAGGCAAGUAACCGGCUCGUCAUCCUCCCCGUUUGCUCGACACUUUUUUUUUUUUUUCUCUUUACUGCAGACUCUCCCAGGACGUGUGUACAUACGCGCAUGUGUGUCUCUCUCUCUCUCUCUCUCUCUCUGUGUGUGUGUUUGCGGUUUGUUCAUUUCUUCACUUUUUCUGCUGCUGCCGCCGCCGCCGCCGCUGCUGUUCCCUGGAAAACAAACGGCCCUUUUCUACCGGACCUAUCGUUUCCUUCGAAGUUCGACCUGCUUUUUGGACUUUUUCUUUUUUUUUUCUCCAGUUUGUGGUAAGGUCGAGGUGGAAAUCGGAGAGAGAGCCGGACCCGAAGAAGAAGAAGAAGAAGAAGGAGGAGGAGGAGAAGAAGAAGAAGAAGGAGGAAGAGGAGAAGAAGAAGAAAAAGAAGAAGGAAGAGGAGAAGAAGGAGAAGAAGAAGAAGAAGAAGAAGGAAAAGAAGGAAAAGAAGAAGAAGAAGAAGAAGAAGAAGAAGGGGAAAAAAAUCCCCCAGCCAAACCUGGCGGAGGAAAAGGGCGUUCAUACUUCGAAGUAACCAUGGAAGUUCCUGGUAUGCAGAGUACUCAGAUUGAUCCAGAGGAGUUGUUCACUAAAUUGGAUCGCAUUGGAAAGGGAUCCUUUGGAGAGGUGUUUAAAGGUAUCGAUAAUCGUACUCAGAGUGUUGUCGCCAUAAAGACCAUUGAUCUGGAAGAGGCUGAGGACGAGAUCGAAGAUAUCCAGCAGGAGAUCACAGUUCUCAGUCAGUGCGACAGUCCUUAUAUCACCAAGUACUACGGCUCCUACCUGAAGGGCAGUAAACUAUGGAUCAUCAUGGAGUAUCUUGGUGGGGGUUCAGCGCUGGACUUGCUGCGGGCAGGUCCGUUUGAUGAGUCUCAGAUUGCCACCAUGCUGAAGGAGAUCCUGAAGGGGCUCGACUACCUGCACUCUGAGAAGAAGAUCCACAGAGACAUCAAAGCUGCCAACGUGCUGCUGUCAGAGCACGGUCAGGUGAAGCUGGCGGACUUCGGGGUGGCCGGUCAGCUGACGGACACGCAGAUCAAGAGGGAAACCUUCGUGGGGACGCCAUUCUGGAUGGCUCCCGAGGUCAUCCAGCAGUCCGCCUACGACUCCAAGGCCGACAUUUGGUCACUCGGCAUCACAGCCAUCGAGCUCGCCAAGGGCGAACCUCCGAACUCCGACAUGCAUCCGAUGCGAGUGCUCUUCCACAUCCCCAAAUCUCCACCACCGACGCUGACCGGAGAUUUCUCCAAGAGCUUCAAAGAGUUCACCGAGGCCUGUCUCAACAAGGACCCUGCCUUCCGUCCCACAGCCAAGGAGCUCCUCAAACACAAGUUCAUCGUCAAACACUGUAAGAAGACGUCCUACCUCAGUGAGCUGAUCGACAGGUACAGGAGGUGGAAGGAGGAGGGGCACAGCGACAGCAGCUCUGAGGACUCCGACAGUGAGUCCAGUAAUAAGGAGAACAGUGAGUCACCCGAGUGGUCCUUCACCACUGUCCGUAAGAAGAAGACCGAGGGCAGGAAGGUUCUCAAUGGAACGGUUCAGGAUCAGCUGAGUAAAUCUGCCAGUCUGACCACAGUCAUCUCUCCUGUCUUCACUGAGUUGAAGCAGCAGCACAAGGAGCACUCUGAGCAGCGCUUGGCCAUCGAGGAGCUGGAACGCAAUAUCCGGUUGGCUGAAGAGGUCUGUCCGGGUAUCACAGACAGGAUGGUCACUCACAUCAUUGCCAGAUUCACGACCAACUGAAGGGGCCGACAGAUCGACAAAGGAAGUACGUAAAUGAACAGAGACUGUGUCUCCGUACGGUGACGCUGCUGGAUGAUUGGAAACGGAGGAGUUUUGCUGUGCGACGUCUCCUCGCUGUACAUACACACACAGACACGCGACUCACACACACACACACACACACACACACACAC
This is a messenger RNA of Xiphias gladius (swordfish), 1945 nucleotides long. RefSeq names its product serine/threonine protein kinase 26 (gene stk26). Lineage: Eukaryota; Metazoa; Chordata; Actinopteri; Istiophoriformes; Xiphiidae. The record is from RefSeq and is a predicted model, not a curated record. Gene Ontology annotation, molecular function: protein kinase activity; ATP binding. The transcript has 12 exons. Bases 564 to 1772 code for a protein of 402 amino acids. Gene Ontology annotation, biological process: protein phosphorylation.